Paecilomyces variotii is the source of this 1082-nucleotide messenger RNA. RefSeq names its product Rpp20 subunit of nuclear RNase MRP and P-domain-containing protein. Gene Ontology annotation, cellular component: nucleolar ribonuclease P complex; ribonuclease MRP complex. Gene Ontology annotation, molecular function: RNA binding. NCBI's taxonomy places the organism in Eukaryota, Fungi, Ascomycota, Eurotiomycetes, Eurotiales, Thermoascaceae. The coding region runs from base 252 to 968 and encodes 238 amino acids. The record is from RefSeq and is a predicted model, not a curated record. The transcript is spliced from 2 exons. Gene Ontology annotation, biological process: rRNA processing; nuclear-transcribed mRNA catabolic process, RNase MRP-dependent; intronic box C/D snoRNA processing.
CUACCAACACGUGAAACGAAGAGAGUUUGGCGGAGAAAAGCGGCAGAAUUCACCCUUGUACCAUAGACUAAUUCAUGCCGAUUCUCCAGGGUUGAUUUAUUCGCGCAAAACAACAUCCCAGAUUUCUUAUUCUUCUGAGAGGGGAUUACUGAUUAUCAAGUUAACUAUUAUCUCCGAGACAGUCUUGCGACGAAUCCCCACGAGACUUAGCAGGGAUUCUUUUGAUCCUUUUUUCUCCGUUUACCUCCGUCAUGGCGGCAAAAGAGAAGCUUCUCAGCAAAGAUCUGCAAUUUGAGAAGAAGAAUAAAGAUCUUGUGAGACUUCCAAAAUAUGCCCGCGUGCAGAAACGACCAAUCCCCCACCCCCCAGUCGCGUCCCCAUACGCUGGAUCCUCCGUACCCAAAGUCAUCUACGUCGGCACAAACACUCCCUUCAUGAGCGUCGUGAAGCGCGUCCAGAAAAUGCUGCGCCAUGCUGAGAAACGAGCCACUGCGGGCGUGGACCUGGGCAAUAACAAGAUCAGUGAGAAAGAGAAGCUGGCGCGUCUAGCGAAGGGUCAGGAGGCGUUGAGGAAAGAGGAGGUUUUCAUCAAGGCGACUGGGAGAGCGAUUGAGAGGGCUUUGAGUGUGGGGAGGUGGUUUGAGGAGAAAGAGGAGGAGUAUGAGGUGCGAGUGAAGACGGGGACGGUGUUGGUUGUUGAUGAUAUUGUGGAGGAUGAGGAGGCGAAGAGGAAAGAGAUGGAGAAGGAGAAGAUAGGGGAGGAAAGUGGUGAUGAUGAUAAGAAGGAUGGGACUGCGAUCGGCGAAGAUGCGACUCGCCCUGCGGAAUCGGAAGCUGCUGCUCCAUCGAAGCAGCCGUCGAAGAAAAGAAAGCGACGCGCAAAGGCGGCCGUUUCUGGUGAUGUGGAAUUGCCCGAAUCUCGAACACGAUGGGUGAACAUGGUCGAGAUCGCUAUCACGCUCAAGUGAAGAUCGCAGUUGCAGCAUCAAGGAGUCGACAAAUACCGAAUGAUCAUGGCGAUCCUCGUCCAUGGGUACAUCGUGUCGUUCCGUACUGGGAUAAGAGACUUGAUGGAAAACAGG